CUGAAACUCUUGGAUUUUACGAUUUUCUAUUUUGUACAUAUACCGUUUUGUAUAUACUGUAUAUGAUGUCCACAGCCGGCACUACACGUGCUAAUAAUCGGGGUAGCAAUGCACGAGAGAAGCAAGCUUCAAAAUCCAGCACACACAACACUAAUAAGACUACAACUCCAAAUUCAAAACAGACUGUUCAACCCACUGCAGACCAAGUCCGUAUGGCACAGAUAACUCAGAAUGUUGAUCCAGAGACAAUGGCCAAGAUACAGCAGGUGCGCGAUGUUACUGGUAAAAGUGUUGAUGAAGCAGUUGUGGCGCUACAUGAUCAUGAUGAUGAUCCUGCUAAAGCCAUUACUUAUCUUCUUGAAAAUGAAGAUUUAAAUGAGGGUGAAUGGGAAACCACAAGUAGGAAGAAAAAGGGAAGAAAUCAGCCACAAACGUCGCGCAACAUAGAAACUAUAUCAACCCCUAUCAAAGAAAAAGACAACAGAGAUAAAGAUAAGGAUAGAGAUAAGGGUAACCGUGAGAAGGAAAACAGGGACAGAGAGAGAGAUGGUUUCCGAGAAGGUGGUUCUAAUCGUGGACGUGGACGAGGGCGUGAUGGGCCCCCACCCCGCAUGCGUGGAAGAGGUAGAGAAAAUGGGUCAGUAUCAGAAAGGAAUGAACGGAAUCGUCAAAAUGGUGAAUAUAGUGGACGUGGACGGGGUUCAAGAGAUCGUGAAGAUAGGUGGAACAGAGAUGACAGGCCAGGAGGUAGAUAUGGACAUAUGAAUGGACCAUUACGUAGGGGUCGUGGAGGAGGACCAAGGAUGGGGACUUUUAACAGUGAAAGUUAUAACAAGGGGUCCAGGGAGUUUGUGAACAGUAAACUAGAAGAAAGCAAUGUUUGGACGAACCCAACAGAGACAACUACAAGUACCACCCUGAAUACACAAGCAGAAACUGUCUUUUCCUCUGUAGGAACUUGGGGUGACAGUAUAACCGCAACAACGGAAGAUUGGAGUGCUGAAGGUGACUGGGGAGGUGAUUUAGCAGAAUCCAAGGUAUUUACAGCCAGGAUUGGUUCCCCACCUCCUAGUAAGACUUUACCAGACAGUACUACUUCAUCUCUGUCAAAUAGCAUUCACAAGCCAGCGGAGCCCACUGGACAAUCCAGUGCUGAUGGAAUGAACUCUGGUCGACAAACGUCACACAUCCUUGGCCAGUUGACUGAUGUAACAAAUCAGUCUGUCCCUGAGCCAACACCUGCACAGGUUGGUAUUCCUAGUCAACCAUCAUCGCUUGGAGUAACAGCAACUGUAGGUGCACCUGUAGUCACUAUUGGUUCUGUGACAAUUGGUAGAAGUGUGGCAGUUGGCACGGCUCCUGUUGGUACCACCAGUUCGCUGGGCACCGUGGGAUCGAUGCCUGUAGUACAGCAAUCAGCACCGCCAUCACAGCAUCUGGGACAACCACCUGUGACUGGACCAGUAACUCAGCCCUCUUCAGCGAUAGUACAACCACCACCACCUCGAACUCAGCAACCCAAAAUUCCAAAGAGCAAAAAAAUGCCUCCACCAUCAAAGAUUCCAGCGACACCCGUUGAGAUGCCCAUGUCAGCGUAUACAAGUUCGUUGGGUAAUGUUGAUGUCCAGUUUGGUGCUCUGGAUGUGACGGAUUUUAUCAGUAACAAUGAUUCUGUGGCAACGUGUACAGGCAGUAGCUUGCUGUCUUCAUCAACAGUAAGCAGUGUGAAUGAUGUCUCGUCAGGUACCAGUCAUCUGUCAACAUUCUCAAGUAAACCCAAUGACACGUACGGUGGUUCUUUGAUGAGCUCAUCAAUGAUGUCCAGUGCUUCAGUUACGAUGACCACCACGUCAGCGCCAAUAGCAUCCUCACUAGAACAGUCAGCAAGGACUACGUAUAGCCAGUCAGCAUCAUCACAGAGUAAAUCGUUACAGCCAGAUCAUAUUUCACUGCCACAACAGACAUCGUCACUCAUGGGAUCAUCACAGAGAGCAUCACAGUCCACAACAAUGGAUGUUGGAUCUGUAAAUAUGUCAUCAAAUGCCCCUUCAUCAUUGGCACAAUCCAUGGCGACGUCGCAUCCUGGACCAUCGCUGCCAACCUCGCAUACAACAUCUGGAUCGUCAUCCACUUUACCACCUCUCAGUCAUUCCUCUAAUUUACCUUCUUCAGGCAGUAAUUUGAGUACGCUGGUGUCUCAUCAUAGUAAUCAUUCUCCUUCCGCACACACAGGGCUUGGUUCAGUUAAUCAUACUUCGACUUUUGCUGCCACCACGCAUACUAGCAGUCAUACUGGUAGUAACUUAAGUGGUGCAGUAUCUGGUAGUUCACAUUCAACACAUACCAGUGUACAGACAUCACCGAUGGCUCCAGGUAAACUCUCUGGGUUGAGUAAUGUUAAAGAUAACUCGCUUGAUGGUAGUCAUCACGUGCAUCAAAGUGUUACCCAGUCUUCUCUUGGUUCAAGUGGUUUGGGUUCAGUACCACAUUCUGUGAGUUCAUUGACGACUACUGGUACCGUCCCACUCAAUAUACAGAGUGCAACAUCUGUUAAUGUCUCUUCAGCAUUAGGAUUUUCAAGUACAACAACGACAGCGCUAUCCAGCAAGGCUACAACUCAAACUACAAGUAGCAAAGCAGCUCUCAAUUUACCUCCUGGUAUGCCCUUACUCAAUCAAAUGGCUGGACAUCAAUUUAUUAUGACACCAGGAAUACUUCCAUAUCAUCAACCAAUUUCAUACAACUAUGACGAGUUACAACUACUGCAGAGAAUGCCUAUGGGUUAUCCUUCUGCUUAUGACAUGCCACAGUUUCAGCCUAAUACAGCGUUAACGACAGGAAGAGAUGGAGCCUCUCUUGGAAAUGUGCAAUAUUCAGUGACUGAAGCAACUAAAUUUAGUCGGAACGAUGCGUCCUCGCCCAUUGUGUCGUCUGUUUCAUCACAGCAGCAGCAACAGCAACCACAGCAGCAGCAGCAGCAGCAACAACAACAACCCCAGCAGCAGCAACAGCAGCCUGGUCAAGGUGGUCAUCACCAGCAGCAGCAGCAGCAGCAACAACAAUUUAUCAACCCUGCAAUUCCACCUGGUUAUGGUUAUGGGGGUAUGGCAUAUUAUCCUACUGGUGCUGCAGGUGUUGUGCCUGGUUUGCAGUAUGGGGCACAUACAAUGUUUUCAACAGUUAAUGCUGUCCCUCCAUCAACCAGGUCGCAAGGUAGCAGUGCUCCACAUUCUGGUUUUCAACAACCAACUGCUUAUGGUCAGCAUGGAUCUCAUGGUGGUUAUGGAACAGGUCAGUUAUCAGCCUUCACUCGUGUGUUUUUUGUCUCAGCUUACUGA
Messenger RNA from Saccoglossus kowalevskii, 3338 nucleotides. RefSeq lists its product as uncharacterized. Lineage: Eukaryota; Metazoa; Hemichordata; Enteropneusta; Harrimaniidae. Gene Ontology annotation, cellular component: cytoplasm; nucleus. Gene Ontology annotation, molecular function: protein binding. The record is from RefSeq and is a predicted model, not a curated record.